AUGAACAUGGAAAAAGAAGACAACCCCACUAAUAUCCUACAGGCAAGACUAGUUGAGCGCUACUGGGCAGAAAUAGACCGACGGCUGGGCCUCUUCAAAACCCCUGCUGAAAAUUUGGAUGAAUUAUCUCGCCGAGUAAAGAAAGUGGUCAAGGACAUUCCCAAAGGCUACGUCCAAGAGCUUAUGUGUGCCCUGCGAACUAAACUGCGCCGCAUCAGUGACUCUGACGUGGACUCUAAGGAAAAGGAAGAGCUAAUGAAGAAAGGAAAGUCAAUGGAUUUGUUUUGGUCUUACCUCCCGUCUGGAUACAAAAACCUCGAGAAGGAAUUCUCACCUCAUCGCAGGAUACAGAGAGACUUCGCAAAGUCUAGGAUCAGAAUCAAGUAAGUUAGGUACUUCUCCUGUAGGAGGAUAGAAUCCUGCAAUACUUUUUGUCUUAGAAAUCCUAUAGGACUCCUAAAGGUUUUUUAUUUUUUAUUACAAGGAAUCCUUUAGGAACCUUAACAGCCACAAGCCUUCGUAGAGUCCUAUAUUUAUGAGGUGCUUCAGUGAAAUGAUAGAGAAUCUGUGUUCACAUUCCUCUUUUUCUUCUUUUCAUUAUGUGAUUGGUGUUUUCAGAAGAGCCUUAUGCUCAUGGGCAAAAAGUGUGAUAGUGACUUAACAAAAUUCGAGGGGCUACAGUUCGUUUGAAGCCCGAAGAGAAACUUCGCGAAGGCCAGUCAUACAUAUUAGAUCGACACCUUGGUCACCAGAGAUUGUGAAGGUAUAAAAUCUCACUAAUGGCAUUUUGAUAUUCCUGGAGAGCAUCCUUGUAUGCACCGCGAGACUGGAAUCGCUGCCCGAGUUUGAUGUGCUCCACGGCUUCCUCUGCCUUCGAAGACUUCCAACCUGAUGACAACUCUUGGGAAUGACUGGGAAUGACAGGAGA
This is a messenger RNA of Darwinula stevensoni, 928 nucleotides long. NCBI's taxonomy places the organism in Eukaryota, Metazoa, Arthropoda, Ostracoda, Podocopida, Darwinulidae. The record is from the annotation of a GenBank genome assembly.